Drosophila obscura is the source of this 1439-nucleotide messenger RNA. RefSeq lists its product as uncharacterized. NCBI's taxonomy places the organism in Eukaryota, Metazoa, Arthropoda, Insecta, Diptera, Drosophilidae. Bases 535 to 1224 code for a protein of 229 amino acids. The record is from RefSeq and is a predicted model, not a curated record. The transcript has 6 exons.
UCUGCCAGUGGCCCGAGUGGUGGCGACGGCGACUGCGACUCGUAACGUUCAGAACGAAUUUGCAUAGGCUGAGAAUCGGACGUGUGGCCCGUCGAUCUUGAUGCGAAUACACCGCAGCGGUACGACAAAUACUCAUAUGUAUUAUAUUUUGUUCAGUUCGGUUCAUUCCCGCCUCCUGUCGGCUGUGUGUGAAAUCUGUAACUUUAAUUUAUGAGAUGUGGAACCGUUGGAUGGCUGCAGAUAAAUUAUUCCCAAGAAUACCAGGCAUUUUUUAGUAAAGAGAAUACAAAUAUCAUCCAAAUUUUAAAGUCAUUUAUCAGAUGAAAGAAGGCAGGGGAAAAUGCUGUGCAAUAAUUUGAAGUGGAUAUGUGGAAAUACAACCAACAGAAAUCUAUCGUCUCCGAUUGCUGCGCUGCGACUGCCACCACAACGACGCAUCGACUAAGCCAAAAUAAAACGCCAGUAAAAUCCAACUAAUUAAUGUGAUAAUUGUGCAAAAUAAGGCGAGCAAAAAGCAACAUUAGUCACGUCACGAUGUGGAACCAAGUGGAAUGCAAUGGAUCUGCUGGGGAGAACUGCCUGUGCCACAGAUUGCGGGGCGCGACUGAGAGAUCUCACCAUAGCGGAACAACAGCCCCGAGGGUCAGCCUGCCUUAUCAGUCGAGCUCCACAUUCCUGCUGCUAUUGCUGCUGGCCAUACUCUCCCUGAGCUGCACGCUGGCGGCGCCACAAACCUCCUGCAUCAUGUGCGACAAGGAGGAUCUGCGGCCCCGCGUGCCGCCAUACAGCGACAGCUACGAGGAGUUCACAUUCGACCAUCAGGUGUCCCAGCACGAUGCCAUGGAGGCGCUGCGAAAGUUCAAUGAGACACAUGGUCUCAGGAAUGCCUGCAAUACGGUCAAGUGUGAUUCAAAUGUCUUAAAAUAUUGCCUGGGAAAUCAGUUUAUCAACGAUCAUUGUUGGUGCGAGCUGCAGCACAGAGAAGAGGGUCUGCCCUUUGUGCCUCACAUAUGCUAUGCCGAUGAAAAGGUUCAUAGACCGUCCAUUGGUUCCUGUUUCCUCUUCGACGAAGUCAAAGAAUGCUGCUGUGCACCUGCCUGGGCCAAGAAGUGGCGACACAUUUCGGGGAGUUCACGCAGCCAAAACACACCGAAAAUACUAAUAACUUUGCUGUUUGUAUUCCGUUUACUCCACUGGAUAAGCCGGAGAGGGCUAACUUGUUAAAGCUGGGAGGAGAGACAUCGUUAGGGGAUGGAUGGAUGGCGUGUGUACAAUUUGUAAAAGAUAGUCAUAGUGAUGUAGGAUCUAGAUGUAACACCAUAUUCGAAUAAGUGUACUUAGUUCAAACAAUGUCCAAUGGAAAUCAAACCUACUUGCUAAGCAUACAUAUAUUUAAGCGUUAAUAAAUACAUUUUUAUAGAGCUAACCGGCUGUAGUUA